AUGGCGCCUGCAGGAGACAGUCUCGCCGAGCCCAUCGCCGUGGCCGGCCUUCGCGCCGAGAUCAUGGACGAGAAACGUGCCUCUAUGACCGCUGAGAGAAAGGGCUCUAUUGCCACCGUUCCUCGCCCAGAGACUGCUGAUGCUACUGCUGUCGCGCCCACUGGCGGCGUUACAGCAGAUGGACAGUUCCCUAACGCUGAAGAGAUGGGAACCUUGCGACGAGUCCCGAAUAAGAUCCCUCUCAAGCUCUUCAGUAUCGCCUUCAUCGAGUUGUGUGAACGCUUCAGUUACUAUGGUUGCACAGUUGUUUUCACCAAUUUCAUCCAACAGCCUCUCCCUGAGGGUUCAACCACUGGCGCGGACGACAACCAGCCUGGUGCCCUCGGCAUGGGCCAGCGAGCCUCGACCGGAAUUACCACAUUCAACCAGUUCUGGCAAUAUUUUAUGCCUCUUCUCGGUGCCUACCUUGCUGAUCAGUACUGGGGUCGUUACAAAACCAUUAGUUACGCUUUGGUUGUCGACAUCAUCGGCCAUAUCAUUCUGAUCAUCUCGGCCAUUCCCCCUGUCAUCACCAACUCAGGAGGCGCUCUAGGCUCCAUGAUCAUUGCUAUUAUUGUUAUUGGCUUUGGUACUGGUGGUUUCAAGCCCAAUGUUAACCCUCUUAUCGUUGAGCAGCUUGGUGAGCAGUAUAUGCACGUCAAAACCCUCAAGUCCGGCGAGCGAGUCAUUGUCGACCCUGCGGUCACCAUUGAACGCGUUUAUCUAUGGUUUUAUUUUUGUAUUAAUAUCGGGGCUUUGGCCGGUCAAGUAUCAAUGGUGUUUGCAGAGAAAUACGUUGGUUUCUGGCUGUCUUACACGCUUCCUACGAUCAUGCUUUGCCUCUGCCCGAUUAUCAUGUUCCUCAACCGCAACAAGUACGAACGACGGGAGCCAGGAGGCUCAGUACUUGGACCCGCUUUAAAAACAUGGUUUCUUGCUCAGAAAGGACGAUGGAGUUUAAACCCUUUCGAAACUUGGCGCCGCAUGCAUUCUGGUGACUUCUGGGACAAUGUGAAGCCAUCGCGCUUCAGCGACGAGACCAGGCCGAAAUGGAUGACAUUCGAUGACGCAUGGGUUGAUGAACUUCGCCGUGGAUUCAGUGCCUGUGCUGUCUUUUGCUGGUACCCUAUCUUUUGGCUUUGUUACAACCAGAUUAACAACAACCUGAUUUCACAGGCUGCCCUCAUGCAACGUCACGGUGUCCCCAAUGACAUUCUCUCCAACCUCAACCCCUUCGCCCUGUUGAUCUUCAUCGCUGUCAACGACAGAUUCAUCUACCCUGCUAUGCGAAAGGCCGGCAUUCGUUUCACUCCCAUCAAGAAGAUCACAGCUGGUUUCUUCACCGGAGCCGCCGCCAUGAUCUGGGCUGCUGUUGUCCAGCACUACAUCUACCAAGAGUCAGACUGCGGCAUGUACGCAUCUGGCGAGGAUUGCCCAGAGGCUCCUAUCAACGUCUGGGCUCAGACUGGUGCCUAUGUUCUUAUUGCUCUCUCUGAAGUCUUUGCCUCUAUUACUUCUCUUGAGUACGCCUUCUCCAAGGCCCCCAAGAACAUGCGAUCCAUGGUCCAGGCUGUUGCUCUUUUCAUGACUUCUUUCUCAGCUGCUCUUGGACAGGCUCUUGUUGGACUCGCUGCUGAUCCUCUUCUUGUGUGGAACUACGCCGUGGUUGCUAUCCUCGCUGUCAUUGCUGGUACCUGCUUCUGGUUCCAGUUCAAGGACUUGGAUAUCCACGAAGAUGACCUCAACGCUCUUCCUGAGGGUCAUGCUGGUGCUACCAUUGACGAGGAGUCUCCCUACGGAAACAAGAGAAUUGACGAAUAA
This is a messenger RNA of Fusarium sp. VM40, 1860 nucleotides long. The record is from the annotation of a GenBank genome assembly. Lineage: Eukaryota; Fungi; Ascomycota; Sordariomycetes; Hypocreales; Nectriaceae.